This is a messenger RNA of Patella vulgata (common limpet), 549 nucleotides long. RefSeq names its product neuronal acetylcholine receptor subunit alpha-7-like. The transcript has 4 exons. Gene Ontology annotation, cellular component: neuron projection; membrane; synapse. Gene Ontology annotation, biological process: signal transduction; regulation of membrane potential; monoatomic ion transmembrane transport. Gene Ontology annotation, molecular function: transmembrane signaling receptor activity; extracellular ligand-gated monoatomic ion channel activity; neurotransmitter receptor activity. Lineage: Eukaryota; Metazoa; Mollusca; Gastropoda; Patellidae. The record is from RefSeq and is a predicted model, not a curated record. The coding region runs from base 1 to 549 and encodes 182 amino acids.
AUGAUGUCACAAUCAAUAGACGAUUUAUUAAGGCUUGGCGAUUACUUAGAAACAAGAAAUCCUAAGAAACUCCGACCCUUAAAAAAUCAAAGUGAGCCGCUUAAUGUCUACAUAGAUUUCUAUUUAUUAAAUAUCAUUGGAUUAGACGAUAUUCAACAGAACUUAGAUAUUAGUGUUGUGUUUAAUAUGUCUUGGAAAGAUGAUCUGUUGUCGUGGAAUGAGAUUACUAUCAAAAUUGAUCGUUUGUAUUAUUUCUUUCUUCAAAAUGUGAUUAUACCCAUCUUUAUGCUGUCAUUCUUAAAUUUGUUUACUUUUUGCCUGCCGGAUGACUCUGGGGAAAAGAUUUCCUUCUCGUUGACAGUGCUUCUUUCGCAGACAGUUUUCCUGAGUACAAUAAGUGAAUCUCUGCCAACCACUUCAUUACAUCUUGUUUACAUUACUAUGUACAUGAACUGUCUGUUAAUAAUCAGCUGUUCAAUAUCAAUAGCAUCCAUCAGAUUCAUUGUUUCAACAAUUACUUAUAAUGAAAUAUAUAAGGUUAAAUUUUGA